AUGAAUAAUACGCAGUUUUUGGAUGACGACGGACUUCUCAAAAUAAUCAAUGCAAAAAUUUCAAAACUAAGUUUCUUAUUUGUCAUCUUCAGUCAUUUUCUAGUAUUUCCAUUUUAUAUUUAUGUCCACAAAGUUAAUCGUCGUCAGAAAACAGUUAAAUUUAUUGCAAAAGUUAAAAUUUAUCAUAAAGUUUAAAAAUUUCAUGUAGUUCCGAAAGGUCCAAGAAAUGUAGGUCUUGCCUUUGUUUGAGGCGAACUACGUAAUAAUUCAUGCCUGCCAGGCUGCCUGAACCUAUCGGUGUACGAACACUCUUGUUCACUGCUGAAGUUCAAUUGAAUACUCUUAAAUUUCUUAAUUGGACCUAAUAGUAUUAGAAAAACUUUUACUUUUGUUUAAACUUUUAUUUAAAGAGUUACUGUAGUCUUCGCUAUUCUGUCAAAUAUGUUGUGCAAUUCUCAGAAUUUAUGGUCCCCGUAAUAUUGAAACUGAUGAAAUGGUGUCAUUACUCAAUGGAAGAAACAGAUAAAACUUGCUCGAAAAUUAAUAUGGAUAUUUUGCACUCUCUAAUUCAUCUAAUUAUUGUCUGACACUAAGUAUUGUAUGUCAGAAAAAACUGUUUUCCCAAAGAUUGUUCAUCAUCUCUAUGACAUGACUAUAAGAUCCUAUUUUUAUUCAUUUUUUUAAUUAUAUGCAUUAUAAUAAUUAUGCUUGGAGUAAGGUUGAUUCGUUACUAUAAACCAAGUUCAUUCGGUUUCCUUUACAUUUUUGCAUUUUUCUGGUUUGUUCUAAUUGGAUUUAUACUUAUAGUUUUUGUAGAAAUAUUUCAUACGUUCAUAUUUCUUGUAUCCUUAAAAAAUUUGCUCCUAUACUUCUUCCCAUCAUGCACUCAAUACAAUCAUUAUUAUAUACGAGAUAUUAUUCGUCUUAUUGAAUUUUGUAUUUUUGAUAAUAUCACCUAUUUUGUAUUUACCAAUUUUAUUAAGUUUCCGGACUAAUGGUCAAUCACAAAAUGAGCAACAAUUAUAUUUACAAAAAUAUAUUUUAUUGCAGGCUGUUGUUACAUUGCUUGCAAAAACGAUUAUAAUACCUUUUGUUAUAUGUUAUGUUUUAUAUAGUAGAUCAGGUAUUUUCCGAGUAACUGAUUUUAUAAUAUGGACAGCAUUGAUUGAUGUUUUGACUACACCACUCAUAAUUCAAAUAUUAUUUAUUGGAUGUAGUCGAUCAAAUUGGAAUAUAUUUCUAACAGCUUUUAACUUCAAAAGAUUUACUCGGAAUACUUGA
Caenorhabditis elegans is the source of this 1281-nucleotide messenger RNA. NCBI's taxonomy places the organism in Eukaryota, Metazoa, Nematoda, Chromadorea, Rhabditida, Rhabditidae. The record is from the annotation of a RefSeq genome assembly.